Ipomoea nil (Japanese morning glory) is the source of this 1343-nucleotide messenger RNA. RefSeq lists its product as uncharacterized. The record is from RefSeq and is a predicted model, not a curated record. The transcript has a single exon. Bases 39 to 1058 code for a protein of 339 amino acids. NCBI's taxonomy places the organism in Eukaryota, Viridiplantae, Streptophyta, Magnoliopsida, Solanales, Convolvulaceae.
AUUUGAUAUCGGGUUGCGCAACCCGAUAUCGAAGGCCCAUGCCAUUGACGCCACAAAUUCAUGUUCCCACUCUCCUCAUCUUCAACAUCCCAUCAGCAAUCAAAUUUCUGGUUUUUUUGAGAAAGAAAAUGGCGGUCCUUCAGUCAUCUUUCGCCAUGAAACCAAUCCAACAAUCCCUUUCAUCAUCCGUAUCUCUUUCUUCUCCUGCAAGCCUAUUCCUCGACACCAAAUUCUCCCAACUCAGGCUGUCCCCAGCAACCACCGCCAAUGUUCCCUUCAAAACGACGACGAUUCGGAUGGGUGGAGGCCCCAGGACCUAUCCAGGAGGGGUUUCCAAGUGGCAGUGGAAGCGUAUGCAAAUGAAGAAGUCCAAGCAGCUCCUUAAAGCCCGGCUGGCCCGUGAACGCCAGAUAUACGAGAUGCGCAAACGUACCGAGCUCAAAGCCGCCAUCUCCGAGCUCGAGAGGCCAUGGGAAAUGGUUGAGAAGGCACCCACUUUGUUCUCCGUCAGCGCCGAUGAACAACUGAAGGUAUUGGCUGACCGGUUCCAGAGGCCGGGAGGGUUUGAUAUGUGGUCCGAGAAAGACGGACCCGAAUUGCUCAAAUCCGAAGCUGAUCUCCCCUCAGCUAGGUUUUUCCCCAAAGGUGUUGUUCAUAGCAUUAAACCCUAUGGAAAAGUUGAGAAUAUCAGUGAUGGGUUUGAUGAUGAGAAUGAAGAUAAUAGGACAUUAGGAAGGAACAAAUCCAGCUUCGAAUGGGACACGGUCAAGACUAAUUCUUUGAACAGGAGGGAAAGAAAUGUUACUCAUUCAGGUGAGCAGAAUUCGAAGGGAAUGCCUUACAACAAUAAAAAUGAUAAGGUUAUGAAGAAUAAUUUCAGGAAAGGGAACCGGAGGAAGUAUAACACUAACUUGGAGAGAUUGAGUUCUGAUAAAGUUAAUAGUGCAAACGAAUUUAGAAGACAAAAUGGGAAAACAAAAUAUAAUCAUUCCAAAUCAGCAGUGUUUGAUAUGAGUCUGCAGAGUGAUGGAAGUUAUGAGUUUCAAACAGAGAAUUGAGCAUGUAAAUUAAGUUUUAGAUGGCUGAAAAUGUUGUUGAAAGUGAAUUAAGGGAGUCCUGGUUGUUGAAGAAUCUGCAUUAUGCUAGUUUUAUUGAACUGAGGUUAGAAGUAAUGCAGCUUUAUUUGGAUUGUGCACCAACCAAGCAAGAUGGCAAUGUUUAGAAAAUAUGAGGUACAGAUCAUCUUUGCUCCUGUAGUACUUUGUACAUUACUUUUGCUUAUUGACCUGUGAAAUAUGUAUUUUAGACUAAUGAGAAUUAUAGUUGGUAUUUAAUAUGGUUAA